This is a messenger RNA of Cannabis sativa, 2808 nucleotides long. RefSeq lists its product as uncharacterized. Lineage: Eukaryota; Viridiplantae; Streptophyta; Magnoliopsida; Rosales; Cannabaceae. The record is from RefSeq and is a predicted model, not a curated record. The transcript has 3 exons. Bases 1 to 2808 code for a protein of 935 amino acids.
AUGGAUGAUAAUCCUGAUGCAAAUCAAUGGCGCGACGAAUUAUUUGAAGAAAUUGAGGCCGAGUUGUAUCCUGGUUGUGAUUGGAUAUCUUCUCUUAACUUUUUGGCAAAAUUAUUGCAUUUGAAAGUUAGGGGAAAAAUUCCUAACAACAUAUUUGAUGAAUUACUGAAGUUACUAAAAUUUGCUUUUCCAAAGGAAAAUAAAAUUCCAUCAAACUAUUAUGAUGCCAAGAAAAGAUUGAAAAAAUUAGGAUUGGGGUAUGAGUCAAUUCAUGUGUGCAAGCACAAUUGCUGUUUAUUUUAUAAUGAACAUGCAAAUGAAGAUUCAUGUCCAGUCUGUGGCACUAGUAGAUGGAUAACUUCAGAAAAUUUAGGAGCAAAAAAGGUGCCUCAUAAGGUGAUGCGUUAUUUUCCGUUAAUUCCGCGACUGAAAAGACUGUAUACUUCAAGACAUACGGCGAAAUACAUGGUAUGGCACCACAGUGGUAAAUCAAAAGAUGAGGGUGUGAUGCGACACCCUGUGGAUGGUGCAGCGUGGAAAGACUUUGAUGCCAAACAUCCUGAUUUUGCUAGUGAACCUCGAAAUGUUCGUCUCGGUUUCGCCGAUGGCUUUAAUCCAUUUGGCAAUAUGAGCCAAGCUUACGGUAUGUGGCACGUAGUUUUGGCGAACUAUAAUAUUCCACCUUGGUUAUGUAUGAAAGAUAAUAAUUUUAUGUUGACCAUUCUAAUUCCUGGAGAUAAAUCACCCGGAAUGGACAUAGACAUAUUUUUAAGACCCUUGGUGGAUGAGUUGAAGGAGUUGUGGGUUAACGGAGUAGAUACCAGAGAUUGUCGAACCAACACUGUCUUCAAGUUGCGUGCAGCUCUUUUGUGGACAGUGAAUGAUUUUCCUGCUCGUAGUUAUUUGUCUGGUUGGAGUGGUCAGGGAUAUAAAGCGUGUCCUACUUGCAAUGAAGAUACAUCUUCUAUUCGAGUAAUUGGUAAGACAUCUUACGUGGGUCAUAGAAGAUUUCUGCCAAAUAACCAUCGAAUGAGAAGGGAUACUCAAUUUGACGGACAAAUUGAGAGAAGACCUCCUCCAAGACGUUUUACUUGUGAAGAAGUAUUAGAACAAGUAAACAAACUCCCACCCCACCUCCCUGGAAAUCAUGAGCUCUUUGGUGGUGUGAAACGUAGGCGAGUUGCAGAAAAUCAUAAUUGGCGGAAAAAAGCAUCUUCUACGAGCUUGACUAUUGGUAAUGUUUGUGAUAGUUUAUUGGGCACAAUAUUGGACAAUGAGAAAUCCAAGGACACUACCAAUGCAAGACAUGAUUUAAAGAAGCUAGGCGUCAGAGAAUCGUUGUGGAUUUAUGAAGACGAGAGGGGAAAGUUGUUGAAACCUCAUGCACCUUACGUGCUUAAACCUGAUGACAGGAUCCGAUUUUGUAAAUUUAUUAAGGAUGUGAAAUUUCCCGAUGGCUUUUGUUCGAAUUUGAAAAAAAAAGUAAAUGAAAAUUUAACAAAUGUCAUCGGAUUAAAGUCACACGACUGUCAUGUAAUAAUGCAACGAUUACUGUCUGUUGGUGUUCGCAAGUUUCUCCCGAACGCUAUAUCGACCACCAUCUCUGAACUGUGUAACUUUUUCAGACAAAUUUGUUCAAGGACUAUAAAUGUUAAAGACAUGGAGGUUGCUCAACAAGAUCUUAUUUUAAUCUUGUGUAAAAUGGAGUCCAUAUUUCCUCCUGCAUUUUUUGACAUAAUGAUUCAUUUGGUCCUUCAUUUGCCUGAAGAAGCAAUUUUGGGUGGACCUGUUUUUAUGAGGUGGAUGUAUCCAUUUGAAAGAUACAUGAAAAAAUUGAAGAACUACGUAGGAAAUAAAGCACGUCCUGAAGGGUCGAUAGCAGAAAGUUACGUGAUUGAUGAGGCUUUGACAUUUUGUUCAAUGUAUUUCAAGGGGGUUGAAACAAGGUUUAACCGUCUUGAUCGUAAUGAAGAUGAGGUUGUCCCACGAAAGCUUUCUGUGUUUCAAUCUCAAUGUCGACCCAUCACAAAAGGCAAUCUUCGGCCACUUGAUCGCGCAUCUCGUGAACAAAUAUAUGACUUGCACAAGUCCGGAUCAUUAGACAAUGGCAAAGAGUUGCUAGCUUUAGCAUCCGGGUCUGAUCACUUAGGCACUUACUAUGAAGGUUGUAUUGUGAAUGGAGUUCGAUUUAUGGCUACCAAAAGAGAUGAGAAGAGGAGCACACAAAAUAGUGGAGUGUUUGUGGCAGGAACAGAAGGUUUCAAUUAUUACGGCACACUCACUGAAGUGCUAAAGUUAACCUUCACUGGUGUUUACUCUGUCACAUUAUUUAAGUGCAAGUGGUACAAUACAAAUCCAAGACGGAAGAAGACAAUCGUCGAGAACCUUAUCACUAGUAUUAAUGUCAGUGGUGUAUGGUAUAAAGAUGACCCAUACAUACUUGCUAGUCAAGCAAAGCAAGUGUUUUAUCUCGAUGAUUUAUUGAGAGGGAAAAAUUGGAAAAUAGUUGAGAAUGUAAAUCACCGACAAAUUUGGGAUAUCGUGGAUGAUGAUCCUAACGUCGAAAUUGAUUUGGUACACGACACCAACUCCUCCAAUUUUGUGUUAACAGUAGAUCUUGGGGAGUUAAUUUUGCUACCUAAUCAACCUCCUAUAGACACUGAACCUAGUUCGCCUGUCAACGAAGAUGGCCGCAACGUGGACGACGAAGAUGCUACUGAAGAAUCAGACGAAGAAAUUUUAGUUGACCUUUGUGAAGAUGAUGUGAAUGAUCAUUUAUUUAAUAAUGAUAGUGAUAUGGAUGAUUAA